Messenger RNA from Tremella mesenterica DSM 1558, 510 nucleotides. RefSeq lists its product as uncharacterized. The coding region runs from base 1 to 510 and encodes 169 amino acids. The record is from RefSeq and is a predicted model, not a curated record. Lineage: Eukaryota; Fungi; Basidiomycota; Tremellomycetes; Tremellales; Tremellaceae. The transcript has 4 exons.
AUGUUACUCACUACAGCCCAAAAGGACGUUGAAAAGGCCUUGAAGCGCUUGAUUCAAUUGAGCAGAUGCUUGCAGGAGGCAAAGAGUGAUUCAAAACGGUGGCUGGAAGGUCUGCAGGAUGCUUCACAGGCACUAGCAGACGGGGCAGCCCGUGAAGGAGGGUCAGUUGCAGACAACUCUGGGCUCAAAAUGAAGUUCUUGACCCAAAAUGUCUAUGGUCAUAUGGCAUUGCUUGAAAGCUGUGUUCCUCCCACCAAUGAGAUCACCCCUGAGUCUGCAACACAACUAUGCCAGACACUUGGAAGUGUAGAAGACUUAAAUGGAUUGGAUGAUGACAAAGAGCACCCCAGUGCCAAGGAAGAGUUAUAUUGGAAGUCACUUAAACAAAGUCUAGAGUCCAAGAUGAUGAUGACAAGAGCGUGUCCGAUGACAAUAAUAGUGUCACAGGGUUGGUUCUUCCUUCGUUUCCUAGGACCGACGGCCAAUAACUUCGUGGGCUAUGACACUUAA